Messenger RNA from Effrenium voratum, 2668 nucleotides. Lineage: Eukaryota; Dinophyceae; Suessiales; Symbiodiniaceae. The record is from the annotation of a GenBank genome assembly.
AUGGGCUUUGCGGUGGUGGGGGUCAUCAACGGCGUGCUCAUGCAGGAGACCUUCAAGGUCGCCCACAUGGACGACACCGUCAUGGUCCGGGAGAAGCAGAGGGCGAUCAGGGCCCACGUGCAAAAGAUGUCCCUCCUCUUCGAGGAGGCGGACACCUCGGGGGACGGCCGCGUGGACCUCGCGGAGUUCAAGCGGAUCCUGGACGACCACGAGGUGAAGGUCUGGCUGGCCGCCAUGGACGUGGAUGUCAGCGACGUGGACGAGCUCUUUUCCAUGCUGGACGAUGGAGCGGAUGGGCGGCUUUCUGCCGAGGAGUUGGUGGCGGGCAUCUCCAAGCUGCAGGGCGUCGCAAAGGCGAUGGACCUGCGCAAGGUGAUCCGGAAGCACGAGGAGAUGAACCAGAGCCUUGCGUGCGUCAUGUCCAGACCUGCGACGGUCACUGAAAAGGAGGAGGAGGACUAUGUCGGUCCUUUGGGCGCCUUGGUCGGGGGCUACAGCGAUGCGGAUUGGCUCUACGAGGAGGUCUUUGAGAAGCACCCGGCGGAGGCGCUCAAGGAGAGCUUCGCCCUGUUGGGCUUCCGGAGCCGCAGCGAGGGGGACUGGUCCGGGGUCUCGGUGGAGGAGAUCUCGCUGGUCUAUCGCCGGAUGUGCCUUCGCGGCCACCCGAGCCGAGGAGGAUCUCCCAAGGACUACCUGAAACUGCAGGUGGCAAUGGAGCUGAUCAAGGCCUUCUGCGGGGACGCCGGGCCGCUGGAGGGGCCACGGCCGCCGUCCCGAGGGCCCGACGUGAGCCUUUGCAUCGAGAAGUCGGACAACCACUUCGUGCUGAGCGACCUGGCGCUGGCCCACGAGCUGCAGCUCAGCGUGGAGGAGGCGGAGAAGGAGGCGGCGCAGCUGGGCCAGGAGCAUCUCGAGGAGCUGAACCGGGCUCUGGACGAGUACAUCCUGAGGCAGAUGUGCUUCAAGAGUGAGAUCGUGGACGAGAUUGCGCGUCUCCAUGAGGACUCGGCGUAUGCGAUCCUGGGGGUGUCCUCCAGUGCGACGGAUGCAGAGAUCAAGAAGGCCUACAAGCUGAUCGCCAUGCAGUGUCAUCCGGACAAGGGAGGGGACAAAGAAGACUUUCAGGAGCUGACCAACGCCUACGAGAAGAUCAUGGAGCAGCGGCGAUCGGAUGGCCCCAAGGACCGACGUGGCAAUGCCACUUGCGAAAGCGACGAGGAGCCGACGCCCGAGAAGGUGCCGCGGAAGGAAAAGCGGGAUAAACGCGAGGAUGCGGAGGAGGAGGAAAGCAAGGAGGAAGAGACACGGGGCGAAGAGAAGGACCGCGAGGCCAAAGGAGGCAGUCAGGACAAGGACAAUGCAACCCUUCUGGAGAAGGCCAGCAAGGCCGCAGAGGAGGCGUCGCGGUACGCCAAGACGGCGGCGGAGUUCGCGCACCAGGCGGCGGAGGCGGCGGAGGCGGCACGAAGAGAUCAGGAGCGCGGCAGCCGCGACUCCCUCACCAAGUCGGUGGCCCACUCUGCGAUCGUCUACACCCUCACGGUGGUGAAGGCGGUGCGGGCGGUGGGUUACGCCACCCUGGACGUGGCGGCCCAGUGCCGUGCCGCGGCGAAGCGAAACCCGGAGGCGGCGUCCUGCGCCGAGCACGCCGUGAACGCCAUGAGCCUGGGCCUGGAAGCCUUGAACAGCGCCCUCGCCUGCGCGGAGGUGACGGAGAUCACCGCCGCAGAGCUGCAGGCCACGGAGCCGGGGCCCGCGGCGGAGCGCUUCGCAGGCGCAGCGGUGCGUGCCUCCUUGGCCGCGGCGGGGGCCUCCAACGUGGCGAUGUCGGCAGCCAUCGCGGCAGUUGAAGGCAGCCGCCAGUGCGCCAAGGCCCUGGAAACCGUUGGCAAGCCGCAGGCCGAGGAUGAUAGGGCGGACGAGGCCACCGAUGCGGGGGAGGCACAUGAGGACUCGGAGGGCAGUGACUCCGAGCCGGAGCCCAAGAGAGUCACCCCGGAGAAGGCGACGAGCUCCGUUCUGCCGCGGCUGGUGGCUCAGCGCAACAACAACCACAAGGUUCUUCAGCGCUUGAACGCCGAGAUUCUGGGGCACCAGCGCAAUGUACGGGAGUUCCUUUGCCAAAACCGGCAGCUCAUCCCGGAGGUGCCGGCGGCUUCGAAGCUCAAGAUCUUCCGGCUCCUGCGGGACUAUGCCAUAGAAGCCUGGGCAGACCUUGGCCGCGAGGAUGCCGGGCGUGGGGAUCUUCUGGAGAGGCUCGAGCAGCUGCCUCUGCUGGUCCCUUUUCUGCAGCCACAAAGCUUGGCGAUCCCGGUGAGUGUCAAGGCGCGCGUGCUCAAGAUGGCCGCUUUGUAUGACUUGCCUCUGACCAUGCAGCUUCUGGAUGAGGAGCUUCUGUCCCGAGCACGGCAGAGCAAGGGCAGCCCAGUCAGCCUGCUCGUCCAGGAUUCGUUUGCAGCCAAGCUGGAGGAGCUGGCCGAGAAAGUUCGGGCAGAGCUGGCCAGUAGUGCAGAGGAUGCUGCGUGCAUCACAGGUGGAGGGGCAGGCGCUCAGGCGCCGGCCAGCGCGUAGGCCUUUCCAUCGGGUGUCGAGAUCUUUAAUCGUAGCUCGAGAUCGAGGCCUUCGGCAGAAGCCUGACUCCCUCGUGGCUCUUGAACAGUCCCUUCGA